Hydractinia symbiolongicarpus is the source of this 612-nucleotide messenger RNA. RefSeq lists its product as uncharacterized. The record is from RefSeq and is a predicted model, not a curated record. The transcript is spliced from 2 exons. The coding region runs from base 1 to 612 and encodes 203 amino acids. NCBI's taxonomy places the organism in Eukaryota, Metazoa, Cnidaria, Hydrozoa, Anthoathecata, Hydractiniidae.
AUGGGGGAGGGUUAUCUUUCCCUAGCGGUUUUGUAUUACCCUAGCGGUUUCUGUCACAAGCAGUUAACUGUGAACCUAGAUCUAGAGCGUUUUUCAUCUGAAGUUGUCCCGGAAACGAAAAAGCACCUUAAAGUGUCAUUUGUAAAAGCAGGUAGCUAUUCCUCCGCUAAAAGAUCAAAACCAACUGGUCUAUUACACCAUGCUAGUGACUGGGUGAUGUUAGCAGAUCUGAAUGAAGGAUUUGUGUUUCCUGGCCAUAUUGCAAUCACAUCCCUCAGGCCAGACAUUGUAAUAUACUCAAAUUGUUCUAAGCGCAUCAUCAUUAUUGAACUUACUUGUCCUUGUGAGGAAAACAUGGGAUCCUGGCAUUCCACCAAGCUUUCCAAAUACUUCCCUUUGGUCGAGGUAAUACGUAGCAACGGGUGGUUUCCGCAUCUUUUUGCAGUAGAAGUGGGUGCUAAGGGCUACUCUUCAAGGUCUCUAACUUGCUGUCUAAAAAGCCACGGUUUCGCUAGCAAAUCUGCGUUUUUAACCGCCCGCAAGCUUGGCGAUAUAAUCAUGAAAGCAUCCUUUUGCAUUUGGAUUGCACGAGACUCACCACAUUGGUCAUAA